AUGAGAGGGUUGUACAGGGCCAAAACACCCACCUCAGGAGGGGAAGAGAAGAAAGCAACAUGCAGGGAGUAUCUCUUUUUACAGAAACAGAAACGGAGGGAAGCUUCCAAGAGGGGGGAGAUGAGGGCCAAUACAACCGAAGCUUCGGAGCUCGGGGGAAGAAGGACUAGAAGCAUAUGGACAUGUAGGAGUGAAGCAUUAGGGGACCGAAGUGACGAAGUGGAAAGGGGCGAACUUACCAGCAGCAGGAGCCUCUCAAGUGACCAAAGAAGACAGGGAUGA
This is a messenger RNA of Plasmodium inui San Antonio 1, 282 nucleotides long. RefSeq lists its product as hypothetical. The record is from RefSeq and is a predicted model, not a curated record. Lineage: Eukaryota; Apicomplexa; Aconoidasida; Haemosporida; Plasmodiidae. Bases 1 to 282 code for a protein of 93 amino acids. The transcript has a single exon.